Octopus sinensis (East Asian common octopus) is the source of this 5260-nucleotide messenger RNA. Its product is annotated as leucine-rich repeat and calponin homology domain-containing protein 4-like. Gene Ontology annotation, molecular function: protein binding. The record is from RefSeq and is a predicted model, not a curated record. Lineage: Eukaryota; Metazoa; Mollusca; Cephalopoda; Octopoda; Octopodidae. The transcript is spliced from 22 exons. The coding region runs from base 33 to 3233 and encodes 1066 amino acids.
GAAGGGGAGGGGAAUGAGAAGGCGCAUGCGUAAUGAUGUUAGAUGGCAACAGAAAAAUGGCGGCCAGCUUUGCGACAGGCGGCCAAAGCCCGACUUCUGUUUCCAGAACUCUGGAGAGGGUCUUUGAAGAUGCUCAAUAUUCGGGAGAAGUGUUACUAUGCGGACGGAACCUUAAGGAAUAUCCAAAGUUUGCCUCUAAAUACGACCUGGCGGACACAGUAUAUGCAGACAUUUCAAAAAAUCGUUUCACAGAAAUUCCAGAAGAAAUUGGAGAGUAUGCGUCAUUAGAAAGAUUAAAUUGUUACCAUAAUUUGAUCCGGUCUAUUCCAGAAAAUGUGGGCCAUUUACAAGUAUUAACACAUCUCAAUUUGAGUCGAAACCAACUAACCAUGUUACCAGCAUUUCUUUGUCAACUACCUAUGUUGGAGGUUUUAUUGGCAAAUAACAACAAAUUAGUUUCUCUGCCCCCAGAAAUUUGCAAAUUAGAACGAUUAAUGGAUUUGGAUGUUAGCUGCAAUGAAAUUUCUCGUUUACCAAUUGAAAUAGGAAAGUUGCCUCUACUUCGGAGAUUAAAUGUUAGAAAAAAUUUAUUAGUAGAAAUACCUCCAGAAAUAUCGCAAUUGGAAUUACGAAGAAUAGAUUUUUCUGCCAAUAAGAUAUCAUCAAUUCCAAUAGUUUUUCGGUCAAUGAAUACGUUAGAGGAAAUGAUUCUGGAUCACAAUCCUUUAACGACACCUCCAGCACAUGUUUGUACAAAGGGAAAAGCCCAUGUCAUGAAGUUCUUACAGAAGGUAGCUGACCGGAACAAAGCACUUCUCAAUGACAACGAAAUGAAGUGGAACUGUAGGAAAUCCUUCCCUCAGCCUGCUGCACCCACAGAAGAAUUUACUAAUUUGUCACCAGAACAGCGCUGGAAACGACACAUGCUCAGUAGUGAUUCUGGCUAUAUCGAUGGUAGCGACAAGAGUAACUGGUCCUUACUUGAGGUAAAUAAGCUGUCCCCUCCAGCAUGGCCUGAAUGUGUGUCUGCUACCCCGUUGGCUCCUUGUUACGAAUACAUUAUGAGGAAACUUGGCAACAACACCAACAACCAUCACCACCACCUUCAACAAUCAACUCGACUCUAUGACAAUAGAAUAGAGGUGGUAAAUGACUUGGAUGAAGCUAACUGCUUGGCUUUAAAAGCUGCCGAGGCUGCUAAAGAACAACGCCAGGGCAGAGAUGAGGAGCUGCAGCCAAAAGAACCCCCACGUGAGAUCCCUAAAGAGGCUGCAGUCAACUCUGAGCCCAAGACAUCUUCUCUAAUAAACAUGGAGGAUACAUUCACAAGGAGAAGCCCUUAUAAUGGCCACAAGCAAGGGAUUGAAGAUCCUGGCCAGGAACUUCAGCGGCAGAAAUCUAAUUAUGAGCGGCAGAAGAAGCAUGCAGUGCACCUUCGGAUGCAGCAGGAAGAGGCUGAACGAGAGCUAAAGCAACCAAAGAGUUUAGACAGCCAGCGAGAGGAGAUGCGGCGGUUGAACAUGGUUGUCAAAGAGAAGCAAGACCAGGAGAUGAUACGACAGCGUCUGCAAGGGGACCAGGAGGAAGGAAAGGUGGAGAGCCAGCCGCUGCCAGAUGCAGUGCAACAACAACAGUUGGCAGAAAUGCAGAAAUCUGAAGAACUGAGAAAGAUUGAACCUGUCAGUCGAGUGCCGCUUCAGGAGAAAGAGAAAGCGACAGUGAAGAGAGACAAAACAGAGGAGACACUGAAGACCAAAGUGGACAAUAAAAUCAAUAAAGAAAGACUGAAGAAGAAUGCUGUAGAUAAUUGCCUCAGCUUUCUGCCUCUCGCUGACUCCUAUGACAAUUGUUCUGAAAAUGACUACGAAAGCAUGGACACGUCCGCCGGCAUGCUUUAUAGCAACAGAAAAUACGGCUUAGGAACACGUGCUGUGAAAGAUGAGAAGAAGACCACAAUCACUACAACCUCAUCAACUAGUCAAUACCGAAGAAUUGGAUCUGCAGAACCAAGCAAAAUCAAAAAACAGACCUCGGACUCGGCAUCAGCUUCGAAUCAUCUUCAGAAAAAUGGUGUUCCUGAUGAAAAUAUGAACCCGUCUCCUGCUUCAUCAAACGCCCCCAGUCGCAGUUCUUCAACCAGCUCCAUACACAGCAGCACCAAUGACAAAACAGUUAGCAAAACUCUGUCCGGCAGCCGUCUACGGUUAGACAAGAGCGCAACCUCUACGCCUUCAGCUUCUUCAAAUGUAGUCCGCCGUACGAAACCAGGAGAGAAGUCUGGCAGCAGCCAGGUGUCGAGCACCAAUUCCAAAAUCGCUGUGACGACUUCAAGUCGGUUACAUAUGUCAGGAACCAAAUCAAACCAUGUAACGCCGGAAGAGGAGUUUAGACUAAAGCACGAAGCCUUGAUGAACCAACAGAAGCACGAGUCACAAAUCUUGAAGCAGCAACUCGAAGAGCAACGGACAAAAACUGCUUCAAAGGACUUGGUAGGCAUGACAAAGCGAUCUCCUGGAGAUUCUUCUAUCAGUUACAGUAGCAGUACAGCAGGGACUAAAACGGCUACGAAAACAGGAAAGUCUCUCGGAAGCGGCAACAAAAUCACUCCUACUGGCAACCGAAGAACCACAAAGCUAGGGCUUUCAUCAUCAUCUCCUUCAUCUGCAGCACCCCCUCCUCCUCAUCAAAACGACAAAGGCCUUAAUCGAAAAAUUGUAUUGUCAGCGAAUGCGCUGAAAUUACUUGAGGACUUGAAAGACAGUGACCCAAACUUUACAAUUCGAAGGCACCAUGAUCAGGCUCGAGGAGAAAUUCAACAAGUUGAAAGUUUACGGAAUACUAUCCAAGCCCGAUUAAAGGUGACGUUACCAGACAAUUUACCUGAGGCAUUAAGGGAUGGAGUUGUACUUUGUCACUUAGUCAAUCAGAUUCGUCCGAGAGCUGUAGCCACCAUUCAUGUACCUUCCCCAGCAGUACCUCAACUCACGAUGGCAAAGUGUCGCAGGAAUGUGGAGCAUUUCUUAGAAGCUUGCCGGAAAAUCGGUGUUGACCAGGCUCACCUUUGUGCAUGCGAUGACAUAGUGGAGAUGUUACGACCUGCACGAGUCGCUUUCACUGUUGAGCAGUUGAUGUGCUUUCCUCGACUAACAGCUAAAGACUAUCUUGUUACCUACUUCUGUGCAAUCAUUUUACUUUCCAACUUCCUGCUUCUCUGGAUAUUUCCACCAUCAUGAAAAGGAAUGCUUUGCAUGGUGGACGCUACUACUUACUAACCAUUGCUAUUCCUUCCCCUCCUAAACAAGAAAAAAAAAUAAAACAAGCGUAAGAAGAAGAAACAACAAAAAAACAAAAACAAAGGAUAUUUUAUCCUAACCAUAAUAAUAUACUUUCAUUAUUAAAUUGCAAUUGAUGAUGAUGAUGAUGAUGAUGAUGAUGAUGAUGAUUAUAAUGAUGGUUCAAAGAAUAACAUUCAGACCAAUGAAAAAGUUUAAAAAGAAAAAGAAAACAAAAACAGAAGAAAACUCUCCAGAAAAUGACAAUUUUUCUUUUUCCAAACUUUGAAAAAAAAAAAAAAAAAAAGAAAAAAAAGAAACAAAAAAAGAAGAGAAAAUGGUAAAAAUUGUGAAGACCCUAAAAUGGUGGAAACAAGUUAUGUGAAGAAUGAAGCCAUCGUUUCCGUUACGUGGUCAGUGAUUGUCCAUUUUUCUGUUGUGGUUUACCUUGUGACUUUGUGGACGUGACUUCAACACCAAUGAUGGACGCUCAUUGAGAAUGGUUACCCAUGACUGAAUUCAGUUUUGGUGACCACAUUGCGACAUAACCCUACAUUGCACCGACAGUGGACCAAAAAGAUUGGUAGCAGAACAGACAUUCUUCCUUGAGGCAGUUUUUCAUGGAACCAGUGCCUCUUCUAACCUGACAAAAAUCUACACUUCUCUUUCUGUUGCUGCUGCUGCUACUACUACUACUACCACCAAUACUACUACCAAUAUUACUACCACUACUACUACUACUAUCAUCAUCAAUGCAAAAACUAAACAAAUAUUCACCCACCAUGAUGAGGAUGAUAAUAAUGAUUAUAUUAAUUCUUGGAUGUUGCCGAGUCAGUCAUUCGCUCCUAUUAUUCAACUAACUUUUCCACUGUUGUGUUGCCAUGGGGCCAACACUGUGCCAUGCCACCACAAGAACAUGCGACACCUCCCAUGACCCCUAACCCAAGCCCAAACAAUCCUUGUUUUGUCCAGCUUUUUUUAAUUUUUUUUUUGUUUGUUUGGUUGGUGAAAAAAAGAAAAGAAAAAAAAUGAAAAGAAAUAAACAGAUGAAAACAUAAACGGUGAUGACUAAUUCAGAAGCUGGAAGACGAAACCCCCCACCCCCGCUUUUUUUUUUUAUCUCCCUUCUAACCCUAACCACCCCUAAUAUUGAACAUUAACUACAAAAGAAAACAACUCCCUGCUCUCCACAAUUAACUUGCUUCAUCCUUUUGUUUGUUUCUCCAUUAAAAAAAAAAAAACAACCAACCAACCACACACACACACACACACACACACAAAUGUGUAUUCAUGUUUCAAUAGACUGCUAACAAAGGGAGAGAACCAGGCUUUUAAAAUUUUUUUCCUUUUGGCUGUGAUUUUUGGUUUGCCAGCAUCAAAUGAUAAUUUUUUUUUUUUGUAUCCUCCCUAUCUAUUUUCUGUCCAUCAGUCUUAUACUUUCUCUCCUUCUGUCUCUCUCUUUCUCCCUAUUUAAGCUUAAGCAUCUGCUCUUGCCUGUUGUCUUUUUCUUUCUUUUUCUCCUCUACACAACACCAACCACACACACACACACACAUGUUGUUACAUAAAUAAGGUUAACAGAAUUGGAUGUAAUUUAAGCCAAGAUUUUGUUGAGCCAAACAUCAGGUCGGCUACAUAUCAGGGGAACAAUGUGUUGACUGAAACCUUGGUUUCGAUAUGUAAUCCCGUUAACUUUCCACAGAAGAAACACACAUCACACUCCACAUUCCCAUCUGAAGAACUGAUUGAAUCCUUUUAUGUUGUUACAUCUCAAAAUAGACAAAAAAUAUCACACACACACACGUACAAAAUACUUAUCUCUACUAAAACUAUGGAAUGGCAUGUAUCUUGACCAAAUUGAAUGCAAAAUGUCCUGCUCUGUCCAAUCUUCUUUUCAACUAACCUCACUGCUCAACCGGUUCCCAACAAUGGAUAAUAAUGCAAUUGAGACUGAACUUGUCAAUAUUUUCAAAUUACAAAUUUUAAAG